This is a messenger RNA of Hemibagrus wyckioides, 5201 nucleotides long. It is a transcript of the gene mtr, whose product is annotated as 5-methyltetrahydrofolate-homocysteine methyltransferase. The record is from RefSeq and is a predicted model, not a curated record. NCBI's taxonomy places the organism in Eukaryota, Metazoa, Chordata, Actinopteri, Siluriformes, Bagridae. Gene Ontology annotation, molecular function: methionine synthase activity; cobalamin binding; zinc ion binding. Bases 191 to 4021 code for a protein of 1276 amino acids. Gene Ontology annotation, biological process: pteridine-containing compound metabolic process. The transcript is spliced from 33 exons.
GCCUCGUGUGGAGCAUGCGCACCAGACAGACGGUUUGAUCCGCUCAAGCGAGAGAGAAGUUUUCAGUGGGAUUUAUGGCCAGGAUUGGGGGCUGAGGACUGAGUUCUUCACGUUUUAAUGGUUUAAAACAAAAUCAAGGCUGAAGUUGUACAGGUUGUUUUGGGACACGGUUAAGAGUAUAGGUUUUAAAAUGGGUCCGACAGUUCAGUAUGAGACAGAAACAGGAGCCAGAGCAGCUUCUCUAGAGGCUGAGCUCAGAGAGACGCUGCAAAAGAGGAUCAUGGUCCUGGACGGGGGAAUGGGUACCAUGAUUCAGCAGAGGAACCUACAGGAAGAUGACUUCCGAGGUCAGGAGUUCCAGGAUCAUCCACGAAGCCUAAAAGGCAACAAUGAUCUGCUGAGCAUCACCAAGCCCGAGGUCAUCUAUGCUAUCCACAAGGAGUACCUGCUUGCUGGAGCAGAUAUCGUCGAGACCAACACGUUCAGCGGUACACGGGUUGCUCAGGCGGACUACGGGCUUGAAGAGCUGGCCUAUCGGCUUAACAAGGUGUCGGCAGAAUUAGCCCGGAAGGCUGCUGAUGAAGUUUCUGCCCAGACAGGUGUUAAGCGGUACGUGGCUGGAGCUGUAGGGCCGACCAACAGAACCCUCUCUGUCUCGCCAUCAGUGGAAAGACCAGACUUCAGAAACAUCACAUUUGAUGAACUGGUUGAGGCGUACUCGGAGCAGGUUCAAGGGCUGCUGGAUGGAGGCUCUGAUAUCCUGCUGGUGGAAACGAUCUUUGAUACCGCUAAUGCAAAGGCUGCUCUGUUUGCUAUCGAUAAACUGUUUGAGGAGUCGUAUGAACCCAGACCCAUAUUUAUCUCUGGAACAAUUGUGGACAAGAGUGGACGGACACUGUCAGGCCAGACAGGAGAGGCUUUUGUCAUCAGCGUGUCUCAUGUAAAGCCACUCUGUAUUGGUUUGAACUGUGCUCUGGGAGCCACUGAAAUGAGGCCAUUCAUCGAAACGAUCGGAAAGAGCACCGGGGCUUUCAUCAUAUGUUACCCCAACGCAGGUCUCCCCAACACAUUUGGAGGCUAUGAUGAGACCCCAGAUUGCACUGCUACAUGUUUAAAGGAGUUUGCGACAGACGGUUUGGUGAAUAUCGUUGGUGGCUGCUGUGGAACGACGCCAGACCACAUACGAGCGAUCGCUGAGAGUGUGAAACAAUGCCAGCCCAGAGUUCCCCCGACUGACGUGUUCAACGAUUACAUGCUGCUCUCUGGUCUGGAGCCAUUUCGAGUCGGGCCGUACACCAACUUUGUAAACAUCGGUGAGCGCUGCAACGUGGCUGGGUCACGCAAGUUCGCCAAACUCAUCAUGGCUGGGAAUUAUGAGGAGGCAUUGAGUAUAGCUAAAGCACAAGUGGAAAUGGGUGCUCAGGUCCUGGAUAUCAACAUGGAUGAGGGGAUGCUGGAGGGACCCGUUGCCAUGGCGCGCUUCUGCAACCUCAUUGCCUCUGAGCCCGACAUUGCCAAAGUGCCGCUGUGUAUCGACUCGUCCAACUUUGCGGUGAUCGAAGCAGGUCUGAAGUGCUGCCAGGGCAAAUGCAUCGUCAACAGCAUCAGCCUGAAAGAGGGAGAAGAAGCCUUCCUCAGACACGCCAAACAAGUGCAUCGCUACGGAGCCGCCGUGGUCAUUAUGGCCUUUGAUGAAGAAGGGCAGGCUACUGAAAUUGAUCAGAAAGUCCAGAUCUGCAAAAGAGCUUAUCACCUCCUUACGGAAAAGGUGGGCUUUAACCCCAACGAUAUCAUCUUCGACCCCAACAUCCUGACCAUCGGUACCGGCAUGGAGGAACACAACAUGUAUGCUAUCAACUUUAUCAAAGCCACACGGAUUAUAAAGGAAACUUUGCCUGGUGCCCGGGUCAGUGGAGGUCUAUCUAACUUGUCCUUCUCUUUCCGAGGCAUGGAUGCCAUCAGAGAGGCCAUGCAUGGAGUAUUCCUCUACCACGCUAUAAAGUGUAUGUUUGCAUGCCUGUUGCGCCCCCUGCAGGAAGGGAUGGACAUGGGGAUUGUUAAUGCAGGUUCUCUGCCUGUGUAUGACGACGUUGAUAAAGAGCUGCUCAUGCUGUGUGAAAAUCUCAUCUGGAACCGAGACCCAGAGGCCACAGAAAAGCUCCUCCUGUAUGCUCAGAACAAUGCUAAAGGAGGGAAGAAGGUGAUUCAGACAGAUGAGUGGAGAAAAGGAAGUGUGGAGGAGAGAUUGGAGUAUGCACUUGUCAAGGGUAUAGAGAAGUUUAUAGUGGAGGACACAGAGGAGGCUCGAGCUCAGACAGAUCGUUAUACCCGACCACUCCACAUCAUCGAGGGGCCGCUCAUGAAUGGCAUGAAGACUGUGGGAGAUCUAUUUGGAACUGGCAAGAUGUUCCUGCCACAGGUGAUAAAAUCAGCCCGUGUAAUGAAGAAAGCUGUGGCCUAUCUGAUUCCCUUUAUGGAGAAAGAGAGGGAGGAGAUGAUGGCUACAACUGGAGUGCCUGAUGACUCGGAUCCUUAUCAGGGCACGAUUGUUCUGGCAACAGUAAAGGGAGACGUCCAUGACAUCGGCAAGAACAUCGUGGGUGUUGUGUUGGGAUGCAACAACUUUCGGGUGAUUGAUUUAGGAGUGAUGAUUCCAUGUGAUCAGAUCCUGAAGGAGGCCAUUGACAAAAAAGCAGAUAUUAUUGGUUUGUCAGGCCUCAUCACGCCGUCCCUUGAUGAGAUGAUUCAUGUAGCAAAGGAGAUGGAACGUCUGGGCAUGAAAACCCCUCUGCUGAUCGGAGGAGCCACAACAUCAAAGACUCACACAGCAGUAAAGAUUGCUCCUCGAUACACCGCUCCUGUUGUUCAUGUUCUCGAUGCGUCUCGUAGUGUUGUCGUGUGUUCACAGCUGUUGGAUGAAGUGGUGAAUGAAGAUUUCUUCGAGGAGGUCACAGAGGAGUAUGAAGAGAUCAGGCAGGAUCACUACGACUCUCUUAAGGAUAGGCAAUACCUGUCUCUCGCACAUGCACGGGAAAAAGGUCUACACAUCGACUGGGACUUACUGCCACCACCAGUUCAGCCACAGUUCCUGGGCACGCAUGUGUUCGAUGCCUAUGACCUGAGGAAGCUGGUGGAAUUCAUUGACUGGAAGCCUUUCUUCGAUGUGUGGCAGCUGAGGGGGAAAUACCCCAACCGGGGGUACCCCAAAAUCUUUAAUGAUAAAACUGUGGGGGAUGAGGCCAGACGUGUCUUUGACGAUGCUCUGAGGCUUCUGAACAGGCUGAUUGACAGUAAGGGUCUGCAAGCAAGAGGAAUUGUGGGCUUUUGGCGUGCACAAAGCCACGGAGAUGACGUUCUUGUAUACGCUGAUGAUGUCACGCCAACCUUAUCUAACCACACUGCUACCUUCCAUGGGCUUAGACAGCAGGCAGAGAAGGACUCUGCAAGUUCGGAUCCGUACCUGUGUGUGUCCGAUUUUGUUGCUCCACUGGAAAGCAGAGUGCAGGACUAUGUGGGUCUCUUUGCUGUUGCUGUGUUUGGUGCUGAAAAGCUCAGUCAAGAUUUUGAGCGGCAAGGCGAUGAUUACAACAGCAUCAUGGUGAAAGCUCUCGCUGACAGACUCGCAGAGGCGUUUGCUGAGGAGCUCCAUGCCCAUGUGAGGAGGGAGUUAUGGGGUUACAGUGAGGAGGGAGAUCUGCUGGCCAGCGACCUGCACAAGCUGCGUUACUCUGGCAUUCGGCCUGCUCCAGGCUAUCCUAGCCAGCCUGACCAUACCGAGAAACACACCAUGUGGAGACUCGCCCAAAUUCAGGAGAAAACCGGUAUUGGUCUGACUGAAUCACUUGCCAUGACUCCAGCUGCAGCUGUAUCUGGUCUCUACUUCUCCAACCCCAAAUCCACCUACUUUGCCAUCGGGAAGAUCACCAAAGAGCAGGUGGAAGAUUAUGCCAGGAGAAAGGAGAUUUCUUUGACUGAGGCAGAGAAAUGGUUGGCACCCAACCUGGCCUACGAUACGGACUAAACCACAUAACUGCCUGACCACAAAGUCAGCACUUGACCAGAAUGGUUCAUCGCUUGUGGCUUCAAUUGUGGACCCUGACACUACUUUUUUACAAUAGUGGCAAACUAUUGUUUUAUUUAUUUUUAACAAUAACUUUGUGUGUCUUGCUGCUGUAAAUUAUAUUUUUUCUGCAUUUUAAAUCUUUACAUUUCUGGUAAAAUUACACCUUAAAUAUAAGGUAUUUCAAAGAAAAUUAUAAUAAUUGAAUGCACUAUCUAAAUGCAAAAGCGUGAGAUGGCUUACUAAGGGAAAGGUUUUCCAAAGUCGUCCCUUUUGAAGGGAUUGUCCCAGAAUAUGUUUUUAACAAUCUGUCCAGCGCCUUUCACCCAAUGUGUGCUGGGAUAGGCUCCAGCAGAUCCCUGUGACCCUAAUUAAGAAUAAAGCGGGUAUAGACAAUGGACGGAGGGAUGUUUUUAACACAAGUGAUUUUUUUCACUUAAUGGUUUCAGAUUAUCUAAAUAAACAUGUCUUUUAAAAAAAGUAUCUGUCUUAAUAGUAAACAAGCUGUCUUAGAAUAAAAUACCAGAAAGAAAUUUUUAAGCUUUUAAAUUAAAAGUCAUAAUUGUCUCCUGUCUCUUGCUUUUCUCCCAGUGAACAUCACAAGAGUUUGUUGGAUAGCGUGCAGUGUGCAUUUACAUUCACUAAUCCAACACACUUUAGAGAUUUCCUUGCUCUAACCCAGCUGAUUCAACUCCAUUAGCAAUUAAUUAGCUCCAGGAGCUCAGCUGGGCUUAUGCCAAUUUAAUUUACAGACCCACUGCACAUGCCACCAUCCUACACGCAAACACCUACACACACAUUGUAAUAAAUGUUUCCUUCACACCGCUGAGGUGUUCUUGGAUCAUUUUUCUUCCUUUAUAUGUUUUAUGUAAAAAAAAAAAAAAGUUUUGGAGGAUUUUCACCAUCACUAUCACUGCCCGGUUUGGAUGCAGGGUAGGAAGAGGACUGUGUGUGUAAUGUAAUCUACAAAUCUGAGCACAAUAUGUUUAACAUUGUGGAAUUGUUAAGUUUUUAUUCCAAUAAUAUGAUGAUAAAAGUAUAUUAUCAGUGUGAAGCACUUAACUCAAAGCUAAAGAUGCCAUGUAACUGCUGGUACCAUCAGAUGUAUUCAAUAAUAAUAAAAUUAUAUUUUGUCAGUGAA